UUUGGGAAUGAAUCCUGAAACGGUCGACUAUUAUGCAACAGUCCGACAGUGUGGAGGAAGUCACACUCUCACAUAUCCACACAAGAGAACCACUAGACUAAGCAAUGCUGGACAACUGGUUCGAGAAGAAGAAUCAGUGGUGCCUCUACUCAAAGAAGAGAUCGAUGUGCAGGGCGCUGAUGGACAUAUAUACAAAGGGAGACUACCUUCCUCGAGAAUAGAAGCCAAAAUACCAAGCAGCCUAACUUCCCAGCAUGGUCAUCUGAUUUACAUGGAGCAACAUGUACAUUCUACACAUGCGCCUGCUCGGCCGAUGUCAGCUACAGGCUCACGAUCCUCUUCACCUCGGCCAAUGUCAUCUCAGUCUAACCAGCGUCAUAGACCCGGAUCCUCUCAUGUCAGGAUUUCACAAGAUUACCAGCCUUCGGACAACA
Molecule: messenger RNA, 434 nt
Organism: Candidula unifasciata
Lineage: Eukaryota; Metazoa; Mollusca; Gastropoda; Stylommatophora; Geomitridae
Source: the annotation of a GenBank genome assembly